AUGGUGUUCUACGAACCAGGUAAAACGCCUCAUGGCCUCCCACGAGAUCCAUUCAAGUCCUGCGUAACCCCCCGCCCCAUCGGCUGGAUCUCCAGCCGCUCCCCCUCCAACAUCGACAAUUUAGCCCCCUACUCCCAAUUCAACAAUCUCACCUUCGACCCUCCAUACGUAAUGUUCUCAUCGAACCAAAACCUUUCAGCGCAACGUAAAGACAGCGUCAACAACGUCGAAGCAACGGGAAAAUUCUGCUGGAACAUGGCGACAUUUGCUUUACGAGAAUUCGUCAACAUGUCUGCGGAAGGAAUGGCUCCCGAAGAGGAUGAAUUUGAAAAAUGUGGAUUGGAGAAGGAGGAAGCGAGAACGAUUGGAAAUUGUCCUAUGGUGAAGGCUUCGCCGAUUAAAUUUGAAUGUGAGUAUUAUUCGACGUUGCGGUUGCCGGGGAGUCCGCCCAUGGGGUCUGUGGAUGUGAUUGUGGGGAGGGUGGUGGCGGUGCAUAUUGAUGAGAAGAUUCUUACGGAUGGGUUGGUGGAUUUGGGAAAGGCGAUGCCGAUUGCCAGGUUGGGAUAUCAUCAGUAUUGCGUGGUCAAGGCCGAGAAUAUUUUUGAAAUGGUGAUUCCUGGUGAUCCGAAGCUGCUGGUGGGUUUGGAGGGAAAUGCGGAUGGGCAGAAG
Sphaerulina musiva SO2202 is the source of this 669-nucleotide messenger RNA. RefSeq lists its product as uncharacterized. The annotation marks the transcript as partial. Gene Ontology annotation, molecular function: FMN binding. The record is from RefSeq and is a predicted model, not a curated record. NCBI's taxonomy places the organism in Eukaryota, Fungi, Ascomycota, Dothideomycetes, Mycosphaerellales, Mycosphaerellaceae. The transcript is spliced from 2 exons.